AUGACAGGGGGGGAAGGAGGAAGUGGGGCGGCCCGCGGGGCUGCGCCGCCGCCGCCGCCGCUCCGGUAGUCGCGGGGCUCAGGCAGCGGCUGCCGGCGAGGAGAGCCCUUCACGCAAGUCGUGGGCCGGCCGCCCUUGAAGGCGGACUCGCGCCCCGGUGCCGCUGCUGCAGGGAGGCGGGCAGGGAGCAGGGGAGCGCCCCGCCGGGCUGCGCCACCUCGCCGGGGAAGUUUGGUGCGGGGCGGGAUCCCCCCAGCCGCGGCGGUGGCGCCGGGCAUGAACGGCUUCGCCCCCGAGGAGGUGACCCAGCGCGGGGCAGACCCCGCCGCCGCCGCGGUGGUGGGCAGUGCGGGCCCCGCCGUGGAGGUGCCGCCGCCGCCCGCGGCGCCGGGGCUGGGUCCAGCUACCGCCGCGGGCUCUGCGAGUGCCGGGUGCGCGGGCGGCCCCGGGGCCGGGCAGCUGUGCUGCCUCCGGGAGGAGGGGGAGCGGUGCGGCCGCGCCGCCGGCAACGCCAGCUUCAGCAAGCGGAUCCAGAAGAGCAUUUCGCAGAAGAAGGUGAAGAUCGAGCUGGACAAGAGCGCAAGACAUCUGUAUAUUUGUGACUUCCACAAAAAUUUAAUUCAGAGUGUGAGAAAUAGAAGAAAGAGGAAAGGCAGCGACGAUGAUGGCGAUUCACCAGUGCAAGACAUCGACACUCCAGAGGUUGAUUUAUAUCAGUUACAAGUAAACACACUUCGAAGGUACAAAAGACACUUCAAGCUACAGACCAGACCGGGACUUAACAAAGCACAGCUUGUUGAAAUAAUUGGCUGCCAUUUUAGGACAAUUCCAGUGAAUGAAAAGGACACCUUAACAUACUUCAUCUACUCAGUGAAGAAUGACAAGAACAAACCAGAUCUAAAGAUGGAUAGCGGGGUUCAUUAGGCGGAACAAGUUGGGACUGAGACUCAGACCGCAAAUCUAAAGACUGAGGUUUUGUUGAUAUGCAGAAGCUUUCUUUGUAAUUUUUUCUCCUGAGAACAAUUGUCUCUGUUUUAUUUUUCAUAACCUUGCUGAUUUGUUUGAAAACCAUCUCUUAUGAAACAAAUUUCCUCAGCAAAAGUAUUUUAAAUAAAUAUCACAGGUAUUGUUGCUCAAGUGGGUGUGUCUGUAACUUUAGUGAGUUGGACUUGAUGAUCCUGAUGGGUCCCUUCCAACUCAGCAUAUGCUAUGAUACUUGUACCUAAUAGUUAAGCUUUGAAUUAUGUAAUAAUAUUAAAAUAUUUUUCAAUUAAAGUGUGCCAAGGAUAUAUUUAUGAAUGUACUUAAAGUUCUCAUGAUGCAAUGCCUUUAAUUAAAAAAAAAGCUGUAGCAGUCCUGGCAAUAGGUUCUUUUUCGUAAGGUAAAAGGCUUUAAGUAACAGUUCCAGUAGUUAGCUGGGCAGAAAUGGCUGAAUAACACUUUCUUUUUCCCCUUUGGAAACAAGAAUCAAUGGAAGUUUUUCUGAUUUGUUUAUUCACUUUGUCCUUGCUGAGAUAAUGUGUUUCCAAGCUCUGAGGCCUUCCUACUCCUAUAUUAAAGUGGAAAAAAAUGCUGCUCUCAAAUUUCAAAGCUGUAAGUACGGAUGAAGAGACUGCUGCAACUUACUGUGCUGAGAAAUCCUUCAACUCAGUAAGAAAUCCUUUAGCUGCUGACUUUUCCAUUCGUCUACAUGGACUGCUGCUAAGAACUUAAUUGGAGAAUGAGAGUCAGAGUCUGUGCGGGGUCAAUACAGUAUCUUUUAAUAGGCAUACUGUUUCUUUUUCGUUGCAUGCAUUAGCUCAGGCCUAUUUAAAAAGAAUGAAAAACCCUGACAAUAAAACCAAAACUUACGGUAACAUAUGAGAAAAAUAUCCAGCAAUACUUAUGCUUUUAAUUGAGCGUCUUAGUAAAGUCUGAUGUUGAAGAUGGUAUUAUGAAUGGCUUCUUUUAACUAUUGUGCCAGUCCAAAUGUGUGGUGUAUGGAAUAUGAUUUCUUUCUGCUUUAAGCUGUGCACAUAGGUUGAAGAAAAAGCUGAGGGAAAAUAGUUUUGUUCUUAAAGCAGAGGAGGACACAGCUUCAGCUUGUUCAGUAAACAUUAAAUUGCAACUCCUAACCUUAUCUGAGGUUUAUAAGCUCUUUCUUAAUUUGGGAAAAAUGAAAAAGCAGUAUGUCCAUGGUCUAAUCUGCUCGAUAAUUAUCUUGUGAGGUUUUUUUGAAAAUUACUACUUUUCUGGCAUCACUGCAACUAAGAUGCUUUACUUUGCUUUUUUUGACCUGUGACACUUGCAUAGAACUGAACGAUGAUAAACCCUAAUCUCAAACUGGCUGUCUUCCCAGUA
This is a messenger RNA of Empidonax traillii (willow flycatcher), 2340 nucleotides long. RefSeq names its product Sin3A associated protein 30 (gene SAP30). NCBI's taxonomy places the organism in Eukaryota, Metazoa, Chordata, Aves, Passeriformes, Tyrannidae. The record is from RefSeq and is a predicted model, not a curated record. Gene Ontology annotation, biological process: regulation of DNA-templated transcription. Bases 277 to 924 code for a protein of 215 amino acids. Gene Ontology annotation, molecular function: transcription coregulator activity; protein binding. The transcript is spliced from 4 exons. Gene Ontology annotation, cellular component: histone deacetylase complex.